This is a messenger RNA of Centruroides sculpturatus (bark scorpion), 1616 nucleotides long. Its product is annotated as homogentisate 1,2-dioxygenase-like. Bases 130 to 1458 code for a protein of 442 amino acids. The transcript has 16 exons. Lineage: Eukaryota; Metazoa; Arthropoda; Arachnida; Scorpiones; Buthidae. Gene Ontology annotation, biological process: L-phenylalanine catabolic process. Gene Ontology annotation, molecular function: homogentisate 1,2-dioxygenase activity. The record is from RefSeq and is a predicted model, not a curated record. Gene Ontology annotation, cellular component: cytoplasm.
AAUGACGUCAGCAAAGAAAAUCCGGUUUGUUUUUGAAUGAUCAAAGGUUCGUAGAAUGUUUUUCUCGCUCGGGUUAAAGGUCAAAUAAUACGAUAUAAGAGUACAUUCGUUACUACGAAGUUCAGUAAAAUGGAAGAAAAGUUAGAGUAUCAAUCGGGAUUCGGUAGCCAUUUUUCAUCCGAAGAUCCUCGUUGCCCGGGUUCAUUGCCUAAAGGACAGAACAGUCCGCAAGUAUGUCCUUACGGCUUGUAUGCGGAGCAGCUUUCCGGAACCGCAUUUACAGCACCCAGAGAACACAAUUUUCGAAGUUGGCUGUACAGGAUCAGACCUUCGGUCCUCCACAAUCCUUUUAAGAAACUCGACAACGGAAACUUGACAUACGAAUGGAGUAAAAAUGAUCCUAAUCCUAAUCAGAUGAGAUGGUUGCCAUUCGAUAUUCCCAAUUCUAAACACGAGAAAGUGGACUUUGUGCAGGGUCUAAAUACUCUCUGUGGGGCUGGCGAAGCGAAGAGUAGACACGGUUGUGCGAUACAUAUUUACUGCUGUAAUGCCUCUAUGAAAAACAAGUGUUUCUAUAACGCUGAUGGUGACUUUUUAAUAGUUCCUCAGAAAGGCAAUUUGUUUAUCACCACCGAAUUUGGCAGGAUGCUGGUGAAGCCAAAUGAGAUCUGUGUCAUCCAGCAAGGUAUGAGAUUCAGUGUCAAGGUAGAGGGGCAGAGCAGAGGAUACAUCUUAGAAGUAUACGAUAAUCACUUUGUUCUUCCAAAUCUUGGUCCUAUAGGUGCUAACGGGUUAGCAAAUCCUAGAGAUUUCCUCACACCUACUGCUUGGUUUGAGGACGUAGAGGAGAGUUAUUCCAUUAUCAGCAAGUAUCAAGGAAAGCUAUUUAUAGCAGAACAGGAUCACUCUCCGUUUGAUGUGGUAGCUUGGCAUGGAAAUUAUGCUCCUUACAAGUACAAUCUCGCCUAUUUUAAUACUGUUAAUACCGUUUCUUUCGAUCAUUCAGAUCCCUCGAUUUUUACUGUAUUGACGUGCACUUCAUCUAAACCCGGAGUGGGCAUUGCUGACUUUGUUAUAUUCCCUCCUCGAUGGUCUGUAGCAGAACACACUUUCCGACCACCAUAUUUUCAUCGUAACUGCAUGAGCGAAUUUAUGGGUUUAAUACAAGGAGCCUACGAAGCCAAAGAGACAGGAUUUUUGCCAGGAGGAGCCACUUUGCACAGCAUGAUGACUCCUCACGGCCCCGAUAACGAGUGUUUCAGGAAGAGUAGCAAUGCCCAUUUGGUUCCUGAAAGAGUGGCCGAUGGCACAAUGGCUUUCAUGUUUGAAAGUUCUCUGGGUUUGGCCAUAACUCAAUGGGGAGAAAAGACGUGUCAAAAAUUGGAUUGCGAUUAUUACAAAUGCUGGCAAAAAUUAAAGAAGCACUUUAACCCUAACUGGAAACCGGAAACUAAGUAAUGGCGAGUGAAGCUUAAAUUUCGGAAUCUGUUCCUGUAUUUGGAUUAAAGAUCAUUCCACUCGAAGAACAAUGAAGUGGAUUUUAACAAGAAAAAGUUUGUAUUUUGUUACCUUAAACAUUAAAAGUAACAAUAAAUUGGAUAAUAAAAGAGCGAUAU